UGUCUGAAACUGUUAAAAAUCUCUCCGGGCAAAACAAAACUAAAAAGGAGAUCCGUAAGGAAAAAGAUUUGCGAAUAUCUUUUUUUUUUUAAUGAAAAAGGAGCAGCAAAGAGGAGGACGGUUCUUCCCUUUUCCGAAUCUUGAGACGGCGACGGUGAGGAAUUGUUUUCAGACAUGGCGUUUAAUAACAACGGGAACGUGUUCUUCGCGGCGGCGGAUCCUCUGCAGGGGAAGAAGACGAAGCUUCAAUCGUCUAGGAGUUGGGUUAGCAUAGUCGAGACGGGGGAGAGUGAGACGCUCGAUGUCGAUAAGUAUGCUAUCAUGCACCGUGUUCAGAUCCACGCGCGUGAUCUCCGGAUUCUCGACCCGAAUCUCUCUUACCCGUCUACUAUUCUUGGCCGUGAGAGAGCCAUUGUGUUGAAUCUGGAGCAUAUCAAGGCGAUUAUCACUUCCGAUGAGGUUUUGCUUAGGGAUCCAUCAGAUGAGAAUGUUAUUCCGGUUCUCAAGGAGCUUGAAAGACGCUUACCUGUUGGAAACGAAGCACAGCUUGGUCAAGGAGAUGGGAAAGAGAGCUCUGCUGCACAUAAUGACGCUGAUGCUGGUGAAGAAGAUGAUUCCCCUUUUGAGUUUCGAGCGCUGGAAGUUUUCUUGGAAGCAAUCUGUAGCUUCUUAGCUGCAAGGACAACAGAGUUAGAAACAGCUGCUUAUCCUGCUUUGGAUGAGCUUACCUCUAAGAUUAGUAGCCGUAACUUGGAUAGAGUUCGGAAGUUGAAGAGUGCCAUGACUCGGUUGACAGCUCGAGUUCAAAAGGUAAGAGAUGAGCUCGAACAGUUGCUGGAUGAUGACGAUGACAUGGCGGAACUUUACCUUUCAAGGAAACUCUCUAGUGCUUCCUCAGCGUCUAGUAGUCCAAACUGCUAUCUUACUUCCCCGACGAUAGGUUCCAAGAUUUCAAGAGCAAGCAGAGCGAGUCUAGCCACAGCUCGUGGGGAUGAAAAUGAUGUUGAAGAACUUGAAAUGUUGCUCGAGGCAUACUUCAUGCAAAUCGACAGCACUUUGAACAGAUUGACAACACUACGUGAGUACAUCGAUGACACAGAGGAUUACAUUAACAUCCAGCUAGACAAUCAUCGUAAUCAGCUGAUCCAGUUGGAGCUUGUGUUAAGCUCUGGAACCGUUUGCUCAGCAUUUUACUCUCUUGUCGCUGGGAUCUUCGGGAUGAACAUUCCAUACACAUGGAAUGAUAACCAUGGAUACAUGUUCAAAUAUGUCGUGAUCCUGACGGGAGCAAUUUGUGUAAUCUUGUUCACGUUCAUAAUGUCACACGCUCGGUACAAAGGGCUUGUGGGAUCUUGAUGUGCGAGUUUGGGCAGAGAGAGAGGGGUUUUAUGGUUGGUUAGAGAUAGUUUAAAGAGACUUCUAAUUGUAAAGAUGUGCUUUAUAUUACUCUACUACACAUCGAUUCCUUACAAUUGAAGCAUAUUUAAAAAUGUUUUUUUUAAUAUAUAAAGAAAACAAGCUUUUGGUCCA
Raphanus sativus (radish) is the source of this 1530-nucleotide messenger RNA. RefSeq names its product magnesium transporter MRS2-2-like. The transcript is spliced from 11 exons. NCBI's taxonomy places the organism in Eukaryota, Viridiplantae, Streptophyta, Magnoliopsida, Brassicales, Brassicaceae. The coding region runs from base 175 to 1356 and encodes 393 amino acids. Gene Ontology annotation, cellular component: membrane. Gene Ontology annotation, molecular function: magnesium ion transmembrane transporter activity. Gene Ontology annotation, biological process: transmembrane transport; magnesium ion transport. The record is from RefSeq and is a predicted model, not a curated record.